This is a messenger RNA of Prorocentrum cordatum, 293 nucleotides long. The record is from the annotation of a GenBank genome assembly. NCBI's taxonomy places the organism in Eukaryota, Dinophyceae, Prorocentrales, Prorocentraceae.
CACCUCUGCGGGCGGUGCCGCGCCCCCGGCAGCGCUGCCGGCGGGCGGCCGCCAUGCGCCGCCCGGCCACGCUGACGUUCUCGGCCGCCGCCUCGCUGUGCUGCUCGGCCGCCGGCGUGCUGGAGCCACUGCGGCUGCCCGAGGUCUCCUUCCACGACCUCGCCGCCGCCGGGCCUGCGGCGGCCAGCUCUUCCCGCCGUGCGUUGGACACGCUGGGGGCGCUGGCUGUGGUGGGCGUGCCCGCGCAGGACGCGACUGGGCGCGCGGCGCUGCUGGGAGAGGCGUCCCGCGAG